AUGAAUAAGUUAGGUGACUACGUAUACGAAUACCCCCCUGUGCGCGGAGGAAAGAUCCCCUCAUGGCUGCCAGCGAUUCUACGGCCCGACUAUACAUGGCCAUCACCCAAUGCAAAACAAAUUGAAGUGACCAAGAUAACGCCCCCGGUUCCCCGCAUACCAUGCCGGAUGGAGAGAAUCUUCUGGGGAUUCAUCCAUAGAGGCCUAAUUCGCUUCGGUCAUUGUACAAGCCUAGAGGAAGCCCUAAUGAUGCAGAUGGCAGACGCUGGCGGUAUCCCAACCUCCAAGGUUCUUUGCUGUGGCGAACAUCCAGCUCAUUACUUCGAACGGACUUCUUUCUCUAUCCUGAUGACGAGGCUUCCCGGAACACCUCCCAUUGACAAAGGUGAUGAUACAUUCGACCCCACAACAGAAGACCCCUGGCUCGGGCAAUUAGGGUCGAACGGUUCCAUGGGGUAUGAUGGGGCCCUUAAAAACCGAGAAAGGGCUAUACGGCCACCUAUUUUAACCGCCUCAGCACACCGAACUCGCUCGGAGAAAGAGUUCCACAACCUGAUGGUGAAAGCGAAGAAGCUAUACAAACGCCCGCAUUGGCAAGUCCCGCAUCGGGCGACGUUCACUCAUGGCGACCUUAGGUCUUUUAAAGUCCUAGUUAAGGACGGACGUCUGACAGGCAUCGUGAACUGGCAAUCUGGUGGUUGGUAUCCCGAGUACUGGGAGUAUGUAACCAUUUUGCGGUCCUGGACCAAUAUUGGGGGCUGGUGGCGUGAGAUUUUUCGCUGGAUGGGAGGCGACUACUACGCGCGUGAGCUGGAUGCAUACAAUGCAUUAGUUAUAUUAGACUAA
Molecule: messenger RNA, 846 nt
Organism: Nannizzia gypsea CBS 118893
Lineage: Eukaryota; Fungi; Ascomycota; Eurotiomycetes; Onygenales; Arthrodermataceae
Exons: 3
Coding region: 1-846 (281 amino acids)
Source: RefSeq, a predicted model, not a curated record